Messenger RNA from Acytostelium subglobosum LB1, 6102 nucleotides. RefSeq lists its product as hypothetical. Gene Ontology annotation, biological process: phosphatidylinositol phosphate biosynthetic process. Gene Ontology annotation, molecular function: ATP binding; 1-phosphatidylinositol-3-phosphate 5-kinase activity; metal ion binding. Gene Ontology annotation, cellular component: endosome membrane. The transcript has 6 exons. Bases 1 to 6102 code for a protein of 2033 amino acids. NCBI's taxonomy places the organism in Eukaryota, Evosea, Eumycetozoa, Acytosteliales, Acytosteliaceae. The record is from RefSeq and is a predicted model, not a curated record.
AUGCAGUCAUCAUUUCUUACGAGGUUCUUUCAGAAUCUGUCGGAAGAGAAUCAACAUGACUUUGGUCCAUUGCCAGAGUUUGAGUAUGGACAACAGCCUCAAACCUCUCAUGCAUCGUCAUCAUUACAUUCAUCAUCGUCAUCAGUGUCCAAUCAAACUCCACCACCAUCACAACAUAGUCAACAACAACAGCAACAGCAACAGCAACAGCAGCAACUACUACAAGCACAGCUACAGCCACAACUAAUUCCUCAGCCGCAGGCACAGACACCUCCACAGUCAAUCCCACAUCAUCAUACACCAACACAACAACAUACUCCAACACAGCAACAUACUCCAACUCAACAUACUCAGCAACAUACUCCACAACAUACGCCACAACAUACUCCACAGCAGUCGCACAAUAGUCAUCAUUAUCAUCAUCAGAAACAGAACUCACAGUCAGGCGGUGGCAGUGGUGUUGCUGCUGGAUCAUCGGGAUCAACAUCAUUGACUUCAUCGGCGAUGGAUCUGUCGACAUCCGACCCCUCAGUCUCGAGCCAUGGCUCACUCACCGAUGUUACACUCUCCAAUCAACAGAGUUCUCAACAACUGAGUACAUCGGGUGCGAGCGACUUGUCGACUGACCCCUCAGCAUCUGAAAAGGCCACAUUGGUCGAGGUGCUGCGGUCAAAGUUCCAGCACAACUCGGCCAAGCCCGACAAGAAGUUCUGGAUGCCCGACGCCUCUAGUGUCGUGUGUUACGAGUGUGAGGCGCCAUUCACCAUCUUGAAGCGUCGUCAUCAUUGUCGUCUAUGUGGACAAAUCUUUUGUUGGAAGUGCUCUCAGCUAUCAAUCGAGAUUGGCAACGGCGACAAGAUAAGAGUGUGCAACUAUUGCUACAAUCGAUACAACACCACACAGACUGGCGACGAGGAGGUUGCUCCUCCCCGUCCCGAGCUCGCCUCUGAUGAGUACAGUGAUGAACCAACAGCGGCCAACACUAAUGCAGGCUUGUUUGCAAGCAAGCUUAUCAACUAUGUGCCGUCGUUCCAGUCGCCAUUCUCAAAGAAGACUGAACAUCCUUUGCCUUUGACUGAUCCAUCGCCUUUGGAGUUAGAAGAGCAUCUUUCAAAGUUGAUGCGCGAGAUUGGUGGCAAUGAGAUGAACUAUGAUCUAUCAGAGGACGACACAUCAUCCGAUGGUCUGUCAGAGGACGAGCAGGUGUUGCCCACUCAGGAGCACAUCUCCAACCAGGACAAUCAAGAGGCAGUGGACAAUCACAUUGCGACACAACAGCAACAGCAGCAGACUACAUCAACAUCGUCGUCGAUUGAUAUCAUUGGAACAUCAACACGACAUCCAUUUGCCAACACUCUUGGCGGCUCAUCAAGCCUCAUCCCCGGCUUUGCGAACCCCAAUGGCAAGGGCUCGGUCACCUCAUACUCAAUGUCUGACCUGCCACACUUCAAACCCAGGGCCCUCAGCGACAAGGGCGACUCCUCGAAGCAGGCCACAAACAGCGAUGCGACUACAUCAUUGGGUGGCAGUGGACAAUCACCUAAACUCAGCUCAAGUCACCAGACACGCAGCAUACUCUCGCUGUCGUCGUCCCCAUCGUCUCCUCCACCCACACCAAGCACGAGCUUGGCAUCAUCAAUGUCUGUGUUGCCCAUAGGUUCAACGGCACCCAUGUCGCCGCCAAUGUCUGGCCACCACGCAGCGGCCCACGCCAACCAUCCAACGUCCUCCAUCCACCCACUCAAGACGUCCGCGCCAGUAAUGGCCAACAACAACAUCAACACGAGUACAGGUAUCCAUCCACACACACAUCAUGGCGGACAUCACCACCCAGCCACGCCGGGCAAGGGCAAGGGUGUCCCUCCUAUCAGCAUCUCGCCAUCAUCAUUAUUCUUUAGUGAUCCGAGCAUUGUGUCACUCAAGAGUCAUCCCAAGACGACGAACCGCUCCAAGUUCCUGGAGAAGUACCCUCUGCCACGCAAGGAGCAGAGUGCUGUUUUUGCCAAGUCGCCACUGACCACAUCGCAUCGCAAUCAGAUCAAGAACUCGCCACUCUACGACUGCUAUCGCCAACAUAUUGGCGCCAUUGUCACCCAGCUGCUGACCAAGGACCACAUCGAUGUGGCCAAGUGGGGAGAUGUCAUCAUGAACCUAGCACAUGAUGCCUGCACCAAAGUGAAGAUCUCUGUGAAGGAGGGCGACAAGAUGCCCACUGGCGAGUACAUCAAGAUCAAGAAGCUACCUGGUACUGAAGGCCAGGAGGCCCAGUACAACUACAUUGAUGGUGUGGUGAUGACAAAGAUAUUGACACAUAAGAAGAUGCGCAGUCGCUUCAUAUACCCAAGAGUGUUGUUGUUGAGCAGCUCAGUGGAGUUCCAGCGUGUGGAGAAUAAGUUCUUGUUCUUUGAUCAGCUGUUGCAACAGGAGAGAGAGUACUUGCGUAUUCUGGUGUCCAAGAUCGCCGAGAGGAAGCCUGAUUUGGUGUUGGUCGAGAAGACCGUGUCAAGACACGCGCAAGAGUUCCUCCUCGACUCUGGCAUCUCACUGGCACUCAAUGUCAAGCCUCGUGUGCUUGAGCGACUGGGUCGCAGUCUACGAUGCGAGGUGUUGCCCACAUUGGACAACAUGUAUCCAACGAGCACGGCCGCCGCUAACACUGCUGUCACGGCUGCGCCUGCCAUGGCACCCGCUGGAAACAGCCCGCCAAGCAGCCAACAGGCUAUCGCCUCAAAGACCGAGAUGUCCAAGCAGCUGGGCACAUGCGGACAGUUCCGUGUGCAGACAUUCACCGAGGAGACAUCGCUCAAGGAGAGCGGCACUCACAAGAAGACACUGAUGUACUUUGAGAAGUGUCCGCCCGAGCUUGGCGCCACCAUCACGCUGGCAGGCGAAAGCAUUCAAACCCUGUCCAAGAUCAAGAAGAUCCUCGAGUUUGCGAUCUACGCCACGCACAACGCUUACGUGGAGAUGAAGUUCCUGCAGGACCAGUCGUCGACCAUAAACGUCGUCCAGCAACUGCAGCUGCAGCAAACGGCAGACUCCUCACGCCUGUCGUGCACGCCAUUCAUGCGCUUCCCGCUGCCCAAGUCUUUCCCGCACAUUCCCUGGCGCUUCCACUUCACCUCGCAGCACAACAAGAACAAGAAGUCACUGCUGCAGAGCUUCCACUUCCCACACGCCGACUCGGGCCAGCAACAGAUGGUGCUGCAGACGUUUGGUGAGGAUGAGAUCCUGGGCAUCGGCCUAUCCGAGGCGUUCGACCCUUGCUACUCCAAGCGCUACCCCAUCGAGAUCGAGUCGAUCCUGGACCAUCAAUCAAUCGUCUUCACUCAUUCAAUCUUCUGCAACACCAAUCAGUGUAUCCCAUUCGAGCUGCAUGCCAUCGACUACUACACAGAGAACGAUAUGACAGUGGGCGAGUUCCUCAUGAAGUGUUGCUUCAACACGGCACACACCUGUACAAUCAAGGACUGCAACCGUCCACUGCUGGAGCACGAGCGUUCCUUUAUGAAUGCCAAUGGACGCAUCAACAUCUCGCUGCAGCGCAUCAGUCCUGUAAGCACUCAGUCGCAGCCACAGCGUUGCAGUGGCGCCAUCUCAAUCAUCACUCGUUGCAAGAUAUGCAACGUCUUCUCGCCCGAGCAGGUCAUGGCCAAUGAGGCGUGGGAGAUGUCCUUUGGCAAGUACCUCGAGCUGACCUUCUACGGCCAGAGCCAGUUCGUCGCCAACUAUGGUGACUGCACGCACAGCAUGAGCAGGGACCACAUCACCUACUACUACCAUCAGGACAUGGCUGCCAUCUUCUCGUUUGAGCCACUGCCCGUGCUGCAGCUGACCCUGCCGUCCAAGGUGUUCUCGUCCAAUCAGGGCGUGAAGCAACAUGUUCGCCAGCGCGAAAUUGAGUUGCUGAAUGAGUGCGCCAACCAGGUCUACAACGACAUCUUUGAGCGAUUGAACGAUCUGCUCGAGGAGGGCGAGGACCGCGCCAAGAACCUGAUGCCGGCGCUCUCAGAAGAGCGUCAGCUGGUGCUCACAAAGAUUGGCGUCUAUCUUGGCAAUGACAUUGACAACAUAUCGGAGGAGAUCAGUGUCGGCCUUACCAAGAUGCUGUACGCCUCGUUCAUGACGUGGAACUCUCAGCUGCAUGGCAUUGUCAACAGUACAUCACUUCAAAAGACCAGACGAUCAAUCAUUGAUCCAUCGAAUGACACGUCGCCUCACGCGACCACUCAUCUCAGACACAGCAUGUCGCCAGAGGCAUUCAAGGCUCAGCUUGAAGACAUGGCUGCCACCUCAGUGGUCACAGUUGUGCCGGCACCAAUGGCACCCCUGCCAACCACACCACCAAACUCAUACAUGCCAGCGGUGGAGCAGCAACAACAGAUACAGCCACAACCAACCAGCACUGCGAUUGUACCAUUGGACAAUAAUGGCACGGUGGAGAAGAGGAGCGUCUCGCCAGGAGGAACACUGAAGCCUGGCGAGCAGCCAAUCGUCACAAUGUCCGACUCAAAGAUUGAUGUAACCGCAUUCGUCUCUUACUCCAACUUGAACAACAUCAACAACAACAACAACCUUCCACCAAAGGAGGUGAAGAACAAGCCAUUGAAGUUCAUCGAUACGAUCGCUGGAAUCGUCUCGUCCAUCUCCUCGACCAAGAUCCUCGGACCAACAAUGCCAUUCCUAUUGUUGGAUGGCUCGGACAACAUUGCCAUCUACGAGAAUGAGCCCAGCACAACCAUCGCCUACACAUUGGUGUCAGAGGAGUUCAAGGCCUCGUUUGACGAGCUGAUCCAGGAGGAGCUGGGCAAGCCGGCCUACCAAGAGACAGACGACACGCCCAUCAACCCCAACACGCCCAAGAAUGACAUUGGCAACUUCUUGCGUCAAAAGAGCACGACAGAGGCCGCCAAGAAGCGUGCCACAGACUUGGCCAACGCACUCAAGCAGGCCGAUGCCAAGAAGACCAUGGCCAAUGCCAAUGCUGGUGCUGCCGGUGAUCAGAGCUCACCGCUAAACACCACGCCAACCUCCACUCCAUCGCUCUCAUCAACGCCAUCGCAGAAUGAGCUGCCAUCGCCAGCUGCAGACACGCCAGGCAGCAGUCACCGCAGCACUGAGAAUGUCAACGGUAUCAAGAGUGAUGGAAUGUUCAACGACAGGAACCUCAGGAUAUCGCGACUACUAGUCUCAAGUCAGAGGAAAGAGAUUAGGAAUAGAUACAAGUUCGAGAAGAAUGGAUACGAGUUGAAUAUCUUUUGUACAACAUACUACCCAGUGCAGUUCAGUGCACUUCGUGAGCUGGUCUGCAGUGAGGAGUCAUUCAUUGAGUCACUUACAAGGUCCAAGAUAUGGAUUGCCAAGGGUGGCAAGAGUGGCUCGUCAUGGAACAAGACACUGGAUGAUCGCUACAUCCUCAAGAAUGUCAGCAGGAUUGAGUUGGAAUCAUUCCUCGACUUUGCUCCAUUGUACUUUGAGUACCUUUGUAAAUCAUACCUCCAUCAGAUACCAACUGCACUGAGCAAGAUACUUGGUGUGUAUAGUGUGCGUUGGAAGGACAACAAUGGAAAGAGUCUAAAGAAGGAUCUCAUCGUCAUGGAGAACCUGUUCUACAACAGGAAUGUAACAAAGACAUAUGACUUGAAGGGAUCACUCAGGAGUAGACUGGUCAAGAAUGAGUCAGAGGUGUUGCUCGAUGAGAACUUGCUACAAGCAUCAUUUGCCUCACCGAUAUGUUUGUCAGAGUAUGACAAGACACGUUUGGCAUUGGCAGUAUGGAAUGAUACCGCAUUCUUAUCCUCACUUAAUGUGAUGGAUUACUCGCUGCUGACUGGUAUAGACACAAACAACAACCAGUUGGUAGUAGGUAUUAUUGAUUACAUGCGCAAGUUCACUUGGGACAAGGUCGUCGAGAUGAAGGUGAAGCAGUCUGGAAUCAUGGGUGGUGGUGGCAAGGUGCCCACUGUCAUCUCGCCCAAGCAGUACAAGAUCAGAUUCAGAGAUGCCAUGUGGCUCUACUUCACAAUGGUGCCAGACAAGUUCACCAAGGUUAAGCAUCUUGUACCCAACGAUAACAAGGACAAGAUGAGUCAUCUGGAAUAA